CUGAACUUAUUAUUUAUUGCAAAAAAAAAAAACUAGGGUUGGUUCUCUUACAAGAUCAACCUUUUGUGUUCCUCCGUUCUAAUCACUGUCGGCUUCUCCUCUCACUCAUAAUAAAGCCUUCGUCUUUAACACUCUCGAGUGAAAAAUGAGUAAACGAAAACGACCAGAGCCGAAAUCAUCAUCAUCAAGCGGCGGCAUAAACGAAGACGAAAAAAACAUCCUCGGCUUCAUCCGAAGCAAGCAAGGCAAGGGAGCAACCACGUACGAGAUGAGAACAGCCACGAAGAUCCAACCAACCCUCGUGACACGAGCCCUGACUUCCCUCAAGAAGAGCAAGCUCAUCAAAGAAGUCCCCAACAUGAACAACAAGGGCAUCAAACACUUCCUCGCCGUCGAGUUCGAGCCCUGCAAGGAGCUCACGGGAGGUGACUGGUACACCGACGGAGCCCUCGACGUGUCCAAGAUCGAAGGCCUCAAGGAGAUCUGCGUCAGGAUACUCGAGAAGCUGAAGAGAAAGGUGGUGACGCUCGACGUGAUAUACUCGUAUUUCGACAAGGCUAGCGAGGCGGACAGGCUGACGAGGGAGCAGACGAGGGAGAUACUCAAGAACUUGGUUUUGGAUAAUGUGGUGAUGGAGGUGAAGAGCAACGGGCUUACUGAUUUUUCCGCGACGAGGAUCGGGGAGAUUUGUUAUAAGCUGACGGGGAAGAAGGGAGGUGGUGGGGAGGCGAGAGAUGGUGCUUUUGCUUCGGUGCCUUGUGGGGCUUGUCCGCAUAUAGGGCUUUGUACACCUGAUGGUGUUAUCUCCCCUUCAACGUGUGUUUACUUCCAGAAAUGGUUAGACUUUUAGCUUUUUUCUUUUUUUUUUUGGUUUCAAGACUUUAAAAUGAUGAUACAAUAAUGUUAUGUUUUGUUUCUCCCCAUACAAGUUAUGAUAAUCUAUGAUAAA
This is a messenger RNA of Raphanus sativus (radish), 949 nucleotides long. RefSeq lists its product as uncharacterized. The coding region runs from base 146 to 850 and encodes 234 amino acids. The transcript has 2 exons. NCBI's taxonomy places the organism in Eukaryota, Viridiplantae, Streptophyta, Magnoliopsida, Brassicales, Brassicaceae. Gene Ontology annotation, biological process: transcription by RNA polymerase III. The record is from RefSeq and is a predicted model, not a curated record. Gene Ontology annotation, cellular component: RNA polymerase III complex.